Messenger RNA from Nothoprocta perdicaria, 708 nucleotides. Its product is annotated as olfactory receptor 14C36-like. Gene Ontology annotation, cellular component: membrane. Gene Ontology annotation, biological process: G protein-coupled receptor signaling pathway. NCBI's taxonomy places the organism in Eukaryota, Metazoa, Chordata, Aves, Tinamiformes, Tinamidae. The transcript is spliced from 2 exons. The record is from RefSeq and is a predicted model, not a curated record. The annotation marks the transcript as partial. Gene Ontology annotation, molecular function: G protein-coupled receptor activity; olfactory receptor activity.
AUGGUCAGCAAAGGGGCAGGUGUCUAUGGUGCGGACAGGGAUAGAGCCCUCAUCAAGGACAUCUCCAAGCAGCAGAGAUCUGAUCUGAGUCCCAAAAUGCCUGCAGAGAGCGAAACAUCCAACAGCAGYUCCUUCAAUGAGUUCCUGCUCCUGGCAUUUGCAGACAGGCGGGAUCUGCAGCUCUUGCACUUCUCCCUCUUCCUGGGCAUCUACCUGAUGGCCUUCAUGGGCAACGGCCUCAUCAUUAUAGUCGUAGCCUGCGACCACCACCUCCACACCCCCAUGUACUUCUUCCUCCUCAAUCUCUCCCUCCUCGACCUUGCCUCCAUCUCCACCACUGUCCCCAAAUCCAUGGCCAACUCCCUCUGGGACAUCAGGAGCAUUUCGUACUCUGGAUGUGCUGCCCAGGUCUUCCUAGUAACAUUGUUGUUUUCAGCAGAGUUUUCUGUCCUCACAGUGAUGGCCUAUGACCGCUUUGUGGCCAUCUGCAGACCCCUGCACUAUGGGAGCCUCCUGAAGAGCAGAGCUUGUGUCCAAAUGGCAGCAGCUGCCUGGGCCAGUGGCUUUCUCUAUGCUCUUCUGCAGACUGGGAACACAUUUUCCAUUCCACUGUGUGAAGGCAAUGAGGUGGAUCAGUUCUUCUGUGAGAUCCCCCAGAUCCUCAAGCUCUCCUGCUCACACUCCUACCUCAGGGAAGGCUGGGUUACU